AUGGGUAUUCUCGCUGCUCUUGAUCUUCAUCCAUACACCCUUGUGGUGUCGCUGUUCACAGUGCUUUUGAUCCAGCAGUUGGUCGGUUUCAUAGGCAAGUCAACCAUCCAGGAGUUUGCCUGGUUGUUCUAUCUUCGUGUUGGAGGGAAAUUGGGACUCCUGAAUUCGUUUGUAGCCCACACCAAGAAACAGGAAGAGCUCCACAAGCUCAACAGAGAAAAGAGAUCAAUUAGUGCACAGGAUGAAUACGCCAAAUGGACCAAGUUGAACCGUCAAGCCGAGAAACUAACUGCCGAAGUCAAGUCCUUGUCUGAUGACAUUGCCAAAGAUAAAAGUAAGAUCAAUUCUUUGGUAGGUGUAGUUCUCUUAUUCCUAACUACUCUACCAUUGUGGGUAUUCCGUCUUUGGUUUAGAAAAUCGGUAUUAUUCUAUCUCCCUACUGGUGUAUUCCCAUACUACGUAGAAAGAGUUCUUGCCAUACCCUUCUUUGCCUCGGGAUCUGUUGGGUUGACGGUGUGGAUGUUUGCUGUGAAUAACGUCAUUUCUUCAGUAUUGUUCUUACUUACUUUUCCUUUCAAACCUAGUGUACCUAUUCCAAUCAGGCAGACAAAGGUAGAAGAAGUGGUACCGGAAUCCGCUGAAAGCAAGGAAUCCAGCCCUGAAGUCAUCGAUAUCGCUGAUGCAAACUAG
Scheffersomyces stipitis CBS 6054 is the source of this 690-nucleotide messenger RNA. It is a transcript of the gene SWF3, whose product is annotated as GET complex subunit. The coding region runs from base 1 to 690 and encodes 229 amino acids. Gene Ontology annotation, cellular component: GET complex. Gene Ontology annotation, biological process: tail-anchored membrane protein insertion into ER membrane. Lineage: Eukaryota; Fungi; Ascomycota; Pichiomycetes; Serinales; Debaryomycetaceae. The record is from RefSeq and is a predicted model, not a curated record. The transcript has a single exon.